This is a messenger RNA of Polyodon spathula (Mississippi paddlefish), 1790 nucleotides long. Its product is annotated as probable ATP-dependent RNA helicase DHX40. NCBI's taxonomy places the organism in Eukaryota, Metazoa, Chordata, Actinopteri, Acipenseriformes, Polyodontidae. Gene Ontology annotation, cellular component: intracellular anatomical structure. The record is from RefSeq and is a predicted model, not a curated record. The coding region runs from base 532 to 1785 and encodes 417 amino acids. Gene Ontology annotation, molecular function: ATP binding; RNA binding. The transcript is spliced from 9 exons.
UUGAAUGCAAUUGUGAGUGCGUUUACAGGGUGUUUUAUAGGAGGCUGCUGCUGUUUAGUUCAGGGGUGAUCUCGGAGUAUUAAAGCUGAAGUGACGGCACCCGUAGGACAAAACCUUAAACCCGUUUGUGACGAGUCGCAACCAUCUAACAACCCUUCUACUGAGACGCAGCAAUUGAGUUGCAUCACUAUCUCGCUAGUCGUGUAAGAUCUCCAAACUGGAUCUUAGGGUGAGAGUCGGUACGCCUUAUUGACAGAAAUGUUGUAUUGGUUUUACUUUGCAGUCAGUAGAAAGAAGGGUACACAUCACUGUGUACAUUUCACUAAUAACGUUUCUAUUUGUUGCCUCUUGUUUUGUUUUAAUACGUUUUGUUAUACAGCCAAAUCAUGUUUUAAUUUCAUUAUUUGCAAACAUCUCAUGAUGUAUAGUAAUUAUUAUAAUAACUGCAAGCUGUUUCCGGCUGUCCUUUUAUUUAUCAUCAAUUCACUAGGUUAGGUUUAACAAAAGUCGUUCAUAUAGAACAAACUGAACAUGGAGAAAAAAAGCAAGCCGUAUAAAACAAAGGGAGGAACGGCAACAGAGCCGGUGCCGCUCCCAAUCCACAAACACAGAGAGCGGCUGGUACGGGCUGUCAAACAGAACCCCUUCGUUGUCGUUACCGGAGAGACGGGAAGCGGCAAGACCACACAGCUUCCUCAGUAUCUCUACCAGGCAGGGUUUGGGAAAGGCGCAGUGAUCGGUGUCACGCAGCCCCGAAGAGUAGCCGCUAUCUCAGUAGCACAGCGAGUGUCUGAGGAGAUGGGCUGCCCCCUGGGAAGAGAAGUGGGCUACCAAGUGCGCUUCGACGAUUGCACUUCCAAGGACACGGCUAUCAAGUACAUGACAGAUGGCUGUCUCCUGAGGGAAAUUCUCGCAGAUGCCAGUCUUAGCAGGUACAGCGUUAUCAUUCUGGACGAGGCUCAUGAGAGGAGCCUGAACACGGACAUUCUGUUCGGUUUACUGAAGAAGCUGUUCCAGAAGAAGAAGCAUGGAGACCGGCAGGCCCCUCUCAAAGUGGUGGUGAUGUCAGCCACGCUGGAGACAGAGAAGCUCUCUGAGUUCCUUGAGGACUGCCCUGUCUGCACCAUACCCGGGAGGACCUAUCCUGUCACUGAGAUAUUCUGCAAUCUGAUUGGCCCAAAAGACAGAGAGAGCUCUGUUUAUGUGAAAGAGGUUGUGAAGGUUGCCCUCGACAUCCACACGAAUGAGCCAGCUGGGGAUAUCCUCGUGUUUCUUACAGGCCAAGUGGAAAUCGAGAAAGCUUGUGAUGUACUUUACGAGAAGGCUGAAUCCAUAGAUUAUCGGCAUGAUGUUGAAGACCGGUCUGUUAAGGGACUACUGAUACUCCCAUUAUAUGGAUCCAUGCCCACUGAUCAACAAAGGCAAAUAUUUCAACCUCCUCCAGCUGGCAUAAGAAAAUGUGUGAUUUCCACAAAUAUUGCUGCAACAUCUCUAACUGUAAAUGGAAUCAGGUACAUUGUUGACAGUGGAUUUGUGAAGCAGCUGAACCAUAAUUCAAGGGUGGGUCUGGAUGUUCUGGAAGUGGUGCCGAUUUCAAAGACUGAGGCGAAACAGAGGGCAGGCAGGGCUGGAAGGACGUGUGCUGGGAAGUGCUUCCGGAUCUACAGCCGGGAGUUCUGGGAGAAGUGCAUGCCGGAGUACACCAUUCCGGAGAUCCAGAGAACCAGCCUGACUUCAGUCAUCCUCACCCUGAAGUGCCUUGGAGUCCAUGACGUCAUCAGGUAAACAAA